GGGGGGGGUCCCGCCAUGGGCUGCAACAUGUGCGUGGUGCAGAAACCGGAGGAGCAGCACCGGGUGAUGCUGCAGGAGGUGGAGCUGUACAAAACCAGUCACAAACUGGGAAUCACCGUCUGCUACCGCACGGACGGCGAGGAGGACCCCGGGAUCUACGUGGGGGAGGUGAACCCCAACAGCAUCGCAGCCAAGGAUGGGAGGAUCCGGGAGGGCGACCGGAUCAUCCAGAUCAACGGGGUGGAGAUCCAGGACCGGGAGGAGGCCGUGGCCUUCCUGACCCGCGAGCAGCAAACCAACAUCUCCCUGCUGCUGGCCCGGCCCGAGAGCCAGCGGUGGAAGGACAGCGACCGCGAGGAUUUCCUGGAUGAGUUCGGAUCCGAUGAGGAGGGGGAGCUCAGGGGGGCCUGGACCCCCCCCGGGCAGCCCCCCAGCCCCGCCACUCCCGGCCGCGGGGCCGAGCCCGACAGCGGCGUGGGGCGCACGGACGAGUCCACGCGCAAUGAGGAGAGCUCGGAGCACGAUCUGCUGGGCGAGGAGGGCUGCGAGGGACCCCCGGCCCAGCCCCCCCGGCCCCCCCCGCCCCGCCGGGACCCCCAAAAUCCCCCGAAUUCACCCCAAAACGCCGCCCGGCUCCACGCAAAAAGCGGCGCUGGAGGAGCGGCCGCGCGGAGCGGCUCCGGCUGCGGGUCGGCGGGAAGAGCCGGAGGUGGAGCGGGCGGGCGGCGCGGAUCGGGGUUAGGAUCGGGGUUAGGAGCGGGAUCGGGAUUAGGAGCGGGAUUAGGAUUGGGAUCAGGAUUGGGAUCAGGAGCGGGAUCAGGAGCGGGAUCGAGCCCGGGGUUGUGCCCGGCGCUGCCGGGCUCGGUGUCGCCGCCUCCCGCCGCUCUGAGCCCCGCGGAGCUGCGGCGGUACCGAGCCCUGCGCGGAGCCGGAGCCGCGGGCCGGGCCGAGCUGGCUCGGCUGGAGGAGGAGCUGCGACAUCUGGAAUUCAAAUGUCGCCACCUCCUGAGGGCCCAACAGCUGGAGCGGCUCCGCGAGCGGGGCCGCCGGGCCUGGCGCGACCCCCGCCCGGGGGUCGAGGGUCCCUUGGCCGAUAUCGCCGAGGCUCCGGAGCGCGACAGCACCAGCGCCUACAACACGGGCGAGAGCUCCCGCAGCUCCCCGCUGCUGCUCCGGGCCGGGCUCGGAACCGCCGGUACCGCUCCCCCCGCUGCCCCCGGCACCGCCAAAGGGCCCCGGGGCAAACGGCCCGGCCGGGACCGGCUGCUGAAGGCUCGGGCCAUCAAAAUCCUGGAGGAACGAGGAGGCUCCACCGAUGACGACGCGAGGAGCGAGUUGAAAACCGGGCGCUACUGGAGCCGCGAGCAGCGCAAGCAGCACCUGGCGAGGGCUCGGGAGCAGAGGAAACGCCGGGAAUUGCUGCUCCAAGCUCGGCCUGAAGGUUCCGGGGGUCCCGGGGGUGUCGGGGGGGUGGCGGAGCCCCCCCAGCAGCAGCAGCAGCAGCACGGGCAGGGGUCGCGGCGGGGGCUGCGCAAGAGGAGCCGCCGUAUCCUGGAUAAUUGGGUGACGAUCCAGGAGAUGAUGCUGGCUCAGCACGGGGGGCGUCUGGAGCAUCCCCUGCUCUCCGUCACCACCGUGUGACCCCCAAAAUCCUCCCCAAAAUCCUCCCCAAAAUCCUCGCACCGAGGACAAACCCCCCCCUCCCCCCCUCAGCGUUGUCGCCUCUUUGUGUCCCCUUUGUCCCCUCCCCCACCCAAGCACAAAGUGAGGGGGGGUCUCCCCCUCCCCCCUUUAUCCCCUCCCCCCCCCAUUGUCGUGUCUGUGGCCGUGCUUAGUUUGGGGUUAUUUAGGGAUUUUUUUAGGGUUUUUUUACACUUUUGUCGCUUCCUCUUCUCAGCCCGGGCUUGGUUUGGGGGGUCCUAAACCAGCCCUGGGACCCCUCCCCACAAAAAAAAAACCAAACCCCCAAAUUCUGGGGUGUUCCCCUCCCCCACCUCUGUGUGUGUCCGUCGGGGGAGGGGGGGGAGGAAUUUGGGAAUUAUGGAAAAAAACAAGGAAACCUCGUUUUUACUCA
This is a messenger RNA of Poecile atricapillus (Black-capped chickadee), 2074 nucleotides long. It is a transcript of the gene PDZD4, whose product is annotated as PDZ domain containing 4. The record is from RefSeq and is a predicted model, not a curated record. The transcript is spliced from 6 exons. The coding region runs from base 16 to 1641 and encodes 541 amino acids. Gene Ontology annotation, molecular function: protein binding. Lineage: Eukaryota; Metazoa; Chordata; Aves; Passeriformes; Paridae.